AUGCUGAUACCAUCACCUGUCUACACAGGCGAGGAUGAUCUCAGAGCCUUGUGGGCAACCGUGAACAAGCCUUGGAAACAGAUCAGGUGGCUCGCCACGAAAAGAUCUGGUAAACAUUUUGGUGUCGCCUCUCUACAGGUUGAAUGUCAUGUUAUCCUGGAGCAAUUUCGCACUACUCGGAGUAGAUCGAGUUUUAUGGUCCAAAACCUAGAUUUGGCUCUACGGAAUCGAGACGUGUUUUCAUUUGCCUUUAUGAAAAUAGAGAGCACAGGACGGGGCGGGACAGGGUUGCCGUUGAGGCAAGCAAGCUAA
Blastomyces dermatitidis ER-3 is the source of this 312-nucleotide messenger RNA. RefSeq lists its product as uncharacterized. The record is from RefSeq and is a predicted model, not a curated record. The coding region runs from base 1 to 312 and encodes 103 amino acids. Lineage: Eukaryota; Fungi; Ascomycota; Eurotiomycetes; Onygenales; Ajellomycetaceae. The transcript has a single exon.